This is a messenger RNA of Gadus macrocephalus (Pacific cod), 833 nucleotides long. It is a transcript of the gene uxt, whose product is annotated as ubiquitously-expressed, prefoldin-like chaperone. Gene Ontology annotation, biological process: negative regulation of transcription by RNA polymerase II. Gene Ontology annotation, molecular function: transcription corepressor activity. Bases 128 to 577 code for a protein of 149 amino acids. Lineage: Eukaryota; Metazoa; Chordata; Actinopteri; Gadiformes; Gadidae. The record is from RefSeq and is a predicted model, not a curated record. The transcript is spliced from 6 exons.
GAUAACUACUUUCCGGAAGUGGCUAAGUUGCUGCUUCCGGUGGGCACGCGAGUGGAAAGCGCUUGAUAUAAACAUAAUGCAGCUACAGAAGAUACCUUUAUCUAAGUCCAGGUGAAGCCUCAGCAACAUGGCGAGCAGAGACAAGAUCCUGCAGUACGAAUCCUUUAUAAGCGAUGUUCUGAAGAGAGACCUGCAGAAGGUACUGGAGCAGAGAGAUGGAGUUUAUGAGAAGAUCAGCCAAUAUCUCCAGCUGAAGAACACCAUUCAACGCCUGCAGGAGUCUGGAGACGGUGAGCUGAAGACUGAGGUGGACCUCGGAUGUCACUUCUAUGUCCAGGCACAUGUGGAGGACUCCUCCAGGGUCUUUGUGGCGGUGGGCUACGGCUUCUUUGUGGAGAUGAGCCACGCCGAAGCUCUCCGCUUCAUAGAGAAGAAAACCAGGCAGCUGAACGCCUUCACAGAGCUGCUCACCAAAGACUCGGCCAAGAUCAAGGCUAACAUCCGCAUGGUGCUGGAGGGUCUGCGGGAGCUGCAGGGUCUAGCUGAACUCCCAGAGGAAGACCAGCAAGGAGUCUAGGAAGGGGAGGAGCCUAAAUCUCGUCUUCUUUAGACCUGUCGAUAUUCGUCAGACCUGUCUGUCUUCUUAAGACCUGUCUGCCUUCUUUAGACCUGUCUAUAGACUCUAGACCUGUCUUUAUUAGACCGGUCUGUCCUCUUAAGAGCUGUCUGUUGGUUUUUCUUUAUAAUACAUACAUUACCCCAACAUGAUGUGCUUACGUUUGAAAAAUAUGUAUAUACUUCUAUUAGAAUAAAAGUAGCUAUAUUCCUAUGAA